UUAACUCUUUAACUCCCAACUUCCUUCGCUGCUCUCAAAAACUGUCGGCAGAAACGACUCUUUCCAGUAACUGUUUCUCUUUUUUCGGUCCUUGUGUGUUGAUCGGAACCUGAGAUUUCCGGGCGCCGCCGUCGAGUUUAAACCACCGUCAACAAUGCACCUCCCCCGUGGCUACUUAUGGAAUAUGAUAAUGUUGGUGAGUUUUGUAGUGGUGGCCGGGAAGUUUGUUCUGGUUGAAUCAGCUCAGCUUCCAAACCGUACCACAGCUUCGCAUUGGCUCCCGGCCACCGCCACUUGGUACGGCAGCCCAGAAGGCGACGGCAGCGACGGUGGGGCAUGUGGGUACGGUAGUUUGGUGGAUGUGAAGCCAUUCAAAGCAAGAGUAGGAGCGGUGAGUCCAAUCCUAUUCAAGGACGGGGAAGGGUGUGGUGCGUGCUACAAAGUUCGGUGCUUGGAUCGAGCCAUAUGCGCCAGACGGGCCGUUACCAUCAUAGUGACCGACGAGUGUCCAGGUGGGUAUUGCUCCAAUGGCCGGACUCACUUCGACCUGAGUGGUGCCGCCUUCGGACGUAUGGCGGUGGCUGGCGCGGGCAGCCGUCUCCGAGACCGAGGGGAGUUGACCGUCGCAUACAGAAGGACUCCAUGUAGGUAUAGAGGAAAGAAUAUAGCGUUCCAUGUGAAUGAAGGUUCGACAGAUCAUUGGCUUUCGCUUUUGGUGGAGUUCGAGGAUGGAGAUGGAGAUAUUGGUUCUAUGCAAAUCAGACAAGCAAACUCAAAAGAGUGGAUGGAAAUGGCACAUGUGUGGGGUGCAACAUGGUGCAUAAAUGGAGGGCCUUUAAAGGGUCCAUUCUCAGUGAAGUUAACCACAUUAUCCACAGCUAAAACUCUCUCAGCCAGAGAUGUUAUUCCAAGGAAUUGGUCUCCAAAGGCAACUUACACUUCUCGCUUGAACUUCUCCUAAAACUAAAUACCCCUCCUUCAACUUUCUUCAAAUAUAAACCCUUCUACCUACUACUGAUCAUAUAUGUAGUAUGUCAAAGUCCUUAAUUAGCCUUAGAUUUAUAUCAUAAUGUAGCCCUCUCCAAAGGGAGAGAGAGCGUUCUCUUUUUGUACUUCAUGUAUCGUUUUUGUUGAUCCUAUGUGUUUUUCAAUUAUAAAUGAAUCGGAUGUGUUUAGUUUAA
Messenger RNA from Cucumis melo (muskmelon), 1181 nucleotides. RefSeq names its product expansin-B3-like. Lineage: Eukaryota; Viridiplantae; Streptophyta; Magnoliopsida; Cucurbitales; Cucurbitaceae. The record is from RefSeq and is a predicted model, not a curated record. The transcript is spliced from 4 exons. Gene Ontology annotation, cellular component: extracellular region; plasmodesma. The coding region runs from base 155 to 961 and encodes 268 amino acids. Gene Ontology annotation, biological process: sexual reproduction.